Eublepharis macularius is the source of this 939-nucleotide messenger RNA. Its product is annotated as olfactory receptor 5I1-like. Gene Ontology annotation, molecular function: G protein-coupled receptor activity; olfactory receptor activity; odorant binding. NCBI's taxonomy places the organism in Eukaryota, Metazoa, Chordata, Lepidosauria, Squamata, Eublepharidae. The transcript has a single exon. The coding region runs from base 1 to 939 and encodes 312 amino acids. The record is from RefSeq and is a predicted model, not a curated record. Gene Ontology annotation, biological process: G protein-coupled receptor signaling pathway; sensory perception of smell. Gene Ontology annotation, cellular component: membrane.
AUGCCAGAUGAUAACAAAACCACUGUAACCCACUUCAUUCUCUUAGGGUUUCCUGGCAGCCCAGUCACCCAAGUUGUCCUCUUUAUGAUCUUUCUAUUGCUCUACAGCAUGAUUCUGCUUGGGAACACAGGACUAAUAGUUCUAAUCAGAAUCAGCCCCCAACUGCACACUCCUAUGUACUUUUUUCUUUGCAAUUUGUCACUUGUUGAUAUCUGCUAUUCCUCGGUGAUUGUACCACAGAUGCUUGUCAAUUUCUUGUCUGAGAAAAAGGUAAUUUCAUAUGCUGGCUGUGGACUGCAGUUCCAUUUCUUCUGUGCUUUUGCUGACACUGAGUCUUACAUCCUAGCCUCUAUGGCAUAUGACCGGUAUGUAGCCAUCUGUAACCCACUGCUAUAUAGUGCCAUGAUGUCUCCAAAAAUCUGUAUCCUACUGGUAACGCUCUCUUAUUUUGGUGGUACAAUGAGUGGCUUGGUCCACACUUCCUUUGCUUUCAGGCUAUCCUACUGUGGCCCUAAUGUUAUCAAUCACUUCUUCUGUGACCUUCCGCUGCUCCUCAAGCUCUCAUGCUCAGAUACGUCACUCAAUGAACUCCUGCUCUUCACCUAUGGCACUUCAAUGGAAAUCUUGUCUUCAAGUAUCAUCAUCAUCUCCUAUAUUCUCAUUGUCUUUUCUGUUCUGAAGAUGCGUUCUGCUGCAGCAAUGCGCAAGACAUUCUCCACCUGCGCUUCUCACAUGAUCUCCGUCAUUAUCUAUCAGGGAACUAUCCUCUUCAUCUAUUCCAGACCCAGUUCCUGGUAUUCUCCUACCUCAGACAAAUAUAUUGCUGUCUUCUAUACUAUCAUUGUCCCUGUGCUAAAUCCCCUAGUCUACAGCCUGAGGAACAAAGAUGUAAAAGAUGCCUUUUGGAAAGUCAUAGACUCUAAAGUCUUAGCUAAUUGA